AAUAAGAACAGUUUUUGGACAUUGAAGUUUGUUGUAAUAAGGCGUACUUGAAUGUCCCUCACAUCACCAAAAGAUUUUACCUCCAUAGUAGAUAAGCUAAGAGUUGACAGUUCUGCUGCCCCAAGGAAUGAAUUGUAAACACACAUUGCCUGCUACAGUCAAAGCUAUUUGACUUGAGUGAUUGUCCUCAUUCUCAGCCCGCAGGGAAUAGGUUGCAUUUAUUUAAGAAAUGGUGUGUGUAUUAAGAUGGUCUACCCAUGAAGUCAUCCAUCAGCUGUUUCAAUGAACAGUGGCUAUGCUUGGAGGGUGGUACAGAUGUUAGGUGAGGGUAAGAUUCUGGUUCAUUGGCUGUGAUGAUUUUGAAACACAGUCAUCUCAGAAUAAGAGUAACAUAAUCUGGGUGUGGUGGUGCACGCCUUUAAUCCCAGCACUUGGGAGGCAGAGGCAGGUGGAUUUCAGAGUUUCAGAGUUCGAAGCCAGCCUGAUCUGCCGAGUGAGUUCCAGGACAGCCAAGGCUACACAGAGAAACCCUGUCUCAAAAAAACCAAACCAAACCAAACCAAACCAAACCAAACCAAACCAAACCAAAAAACCCCAAAAUAAGAGUAACCUAUAAAUUCCUCUUCUUUAAAAUUGAUACAAUAAUCAUAAAUAUCAAGCAAAGCCUCCAGUCUCACUCUUUGUUAUUCUCUUAUAAGCCACCUUCCAAAUUAAUUGUCUAUAUUUCUUUUGACUGUAUAAAUCAAUUUGAAUUAUGUAAGCUGUCCUGAAAACCAUUGUAUAGUGUAAAGACAUCACAUAAACAAUCCUACUGAUAGAAAGGCUGAGAUAGGAGAAGCAUGAUUUCAAGACCAUUAUGUGGCACAGAGCAAGACGCUGUCAUGUACAAACAAGCAGAAAGUGUAUAUGGACUGUACAGUAUUGGACCUGUUUCUCCCAUUACCAAAUUAGAGAGACCAUGGGAUGACAGCCAGUACAUUUCUAAUUCUUCAUAUUUUUGAAUUUCAUUCGAUUAGAAUAUGUUAAUAAUAUUAAUUUUCAUAUUAAGAAAUAUUAAGGAAAAGUGUUUGUUACUUCCUGUUAAUUUUCUUGUUAGAGGUGGAAUUAUGUUUGUGUGGGUUUGUUGAAAGAUUACUUUCUUGCUUCUUUUAGGGUGUAGUUUCACUCCUUGUGUUGAUGUUUUCCAUCUAUUAUUCUUUGUAGGGCUGGAUUUGUGGAAAGAUAUUGUAUAACUUUGGUUUUGUCAUGGAAUAUUUUGUUUUCUUUCUCUAUGGUGAUUGAGAGUUUUGCUGGGUAUAGUAGCCUGGGCUGGCAUUUGUGUUCUCUUAGGAUCUGUUUGACAUCUGCCCAGUAUCCUCUAGCUUUCAUAGUCUCGAUCAACACCUGGUUCUCUCUGUAUCACUUCCAAUGUCUGAUAUUGGGAAGAACCUUUGCCUUCUGGCUCAGUGCCUUCCAUACAUUUCUUUCCCAUUACCUCUGCCCUUUAUUGGACUUGGCAUUUUUUUUUUCAGAUUGGUUUUUAUUUACAUGUUUAUGCCACAUGUGUGAUAGUGUCCACAGAGGCCAGAAAGACAGCAUCAAACCCCGUAGAGCUGGAAUUCUAGGAGGUCAUGGGUCACUAUGACUUGAUGUGGGUACCAGAGCUGGACUCAGCUCAGGCUGAAGAAUAUGGUUUUGUUUCUUUGGUUUGGUGUUUUUCUUUCUUUCAAUUUUUAUUUCUUUUCCAGAGAGGGUUUCUCAGAGUAAUUUUGGCUCUGUAGACCAGGCUGGCCUUGAAUUCAGGCAUCUGACUGCCUCUGCCUCCCAAGUUUUCGAAUUAAAGUCACGAGCCACUACAUCUGGGAUAGGAACUUCCUUAAUCACUGAGGGAUCUCUGACCCAGAAUUGGAGUUCUUACAAUUCAGAACUAGCAUUGUAAAUGAAACUCUCUGUAAUAGAAGUUCACUAAGGUGCUUUGUACCUCUAAUCCCUGUGCUUGGGAGACUGUAACAAGAAGAUAACCAUGCAGUCAAGGCGAGCCUGAUGUACAGAGAGACCCUAUCUGAGCAACAAGCAAAAGGGGUGCAUCUAUGUGGACUUUUCUGUUUAUAUGUAAGAGAUGGAUGACCUGAGGUGAAGGGACAAAGGAGUUAUUUUUAGUUGCUUUUCCACUGGCUUCAGAGCCAGCACAUCAUCAUCUGUUUCUGGGUACCUACCUUAUGCCUACCAGAGGGCUUGUUUUAUGGAUACGUUUGCAUAGUAUCAAAGUAAACUAUAGCCUGGGAACUCCUAAUUCAGAACCAUGUUUCUUUCUCAGAAAGCUAUCCAACCCCCACCUCAUACUCAGUGUCCAUGAACACCAACCACACACACACACACACACACACACACACACACACACACACACACACUGUAUACUUGAACACCCAACCCCCCACCACCACCAUGCACUAUAAACAACAGCCAAGUAGUUCCUUUUUGCAAAGAGAACUUGUUAAAAAUAGCCCUGGUCUGUGUUUAUUCUUCCUCUUCCCUUUAUCUGCAGUGUCUGGGCUGGGCUGCUUAGGGUAGUCCUCCAUGUUAGUAUGGCUUCUUAGCCUUCUCUCCUUAUCUGCAGUGUCUGGGCUGGGCUGCUUAGGGUAGUCCUCCAUGUUAGUAUGGCUUCUUAGCCUUCUCUCCUUUUAUGGCAUGGUAACUUGGAGCAGUCAGUAGGAGAGUAUUCGUGGAAAGUGUACUUUUAUGGACCACUAGCAAUCAGUUGUCUGUAGCUGGAAGCAACUGGAAAAUAAAUGAAUAUGAAUGCAUUUUGAUAAUCUCUAUGAAAAUAUGUCCUGAACUGAACUAGCAGUAGUUAAUCCCGAAAUGUCUGUGUUGUUCACAAAAAAGUGCAGUAUGACAUGUAAAUCAAAAUAUAAUGUUAGUGAUUUAACAUUUUGUGGUUAAAAUACCAUAGUUUUGCAGAUUUUGUGAAAAUAUAUGACUUUAAGCAAAUUACGAAGUUGUUUUCUUAAGACUUGGAAGGGUUCUGUGAAAGGUUGAAAGGGUUCUAUACGCUUCUUCUUCUUACCCUCCCAGUGCUCUUUCUGCUUCCUCCAUUCUGCCCACUCUAGCGAAACAUGACAGGCAACCCCCUCUGUGGGACCUUGGUAUCAGCUCUUCCUAGUCUCCAGUAUAUUUGUACAACUUGCUGUUUCCUUCUUUGAUACUAUGCUGAAGUGUCACAGUUGUAAGGUCUGGCAUCUCUGUUCCGCAUCGAGUAACAGUCCCCACAUGUGCACAGCCCAGCACGUGCAUUUUAUUUGUUUCCCCAUGGACUUUGUCAACAUUUUGAGUUUUUGUUUUUGUUUUUUGUUUUUGCCUUUCUGUCUUACUGACUUCCCAUCUGGACAUUUAAGUUUGAUGUAAGCUUUGGACAUGGCUGUACUCUGACUGGAGAUGCACAUGGCAGGCCACAGAAACACUAUUUAGAAUGGGUGUUGCAAGAGGAACCAUCACGACGUUAAGAAAUGGAGAAGUCCUUUUGUUCUGCAUCACAGCGGCCAUGUACAUGUUCUUUUUCAGGUGCAAAGAUGGCUUAAAAGGCUUUACAUUUUCUGCACUUAGGUUUAUCGUGGGGAAGGAAGAAAUUCCCACGCACUCUUACUCACCAGAGACAGCGUAUGCCAAAGUGGAACAGAAGAGGGAGAAGCACAAGGGAACGCCGAGAGCAAUGAGCAUAAUCGCUCUGGUUCGGACUCUCGUGGACUCCGUAUGCAAGCAUGGACCAAGGCACAGAUGCUGCAAGCAUUAUGAAGACAACUGCAUUUCCUACUGCAUUAAAGGCUUCAUCAGAAUGUUCAGCGUGGGCUACUUGAUCCAGUGCUGUCUCCGGAUCCCCUCUGCGUUUAGGCAUCUGUUUACAGAACCAUCCCGGCUCCUCUCUCUUUUCUACAACAAGGAGAACUUCCAGCUGGGGGCUUUCCUUGGAUCUUUUGUUAGUAUAUACAAGGGCACAAGUUGUUUCCUGCGCUGGAUCAGGAAUCUGGAUGACGAGCUGCAUGCUAUUGUGGCUGGGUUUUUGGCAGGUGUGUCGAUGAUGUUUUAUAAAAGCACAACAAUUUCCAUGUACCUAGCUUCCAAGCUGGUGGAGACAAUGUAUUUCAAGGGCAUCGAGGCUGGAAAGGUUCCCUAUUUUCCUCAAGCAGAUACGAUCAUCUAUUCCAUCUCUACAGCAAUUUGUUUCCACGCAGCUGUUAUGGAAGUUCAGAACUUGCGACCAUCUUACUGGAAGUUCCUUUUAAGGCUCACCAAGGGCAGGUUUGCACUCAUGAACCGAAAAGCCCUGGAUGUGUUUGGUACUGGCGCAUCUAGAGAGUUUCACAACUUCAUCCCCAGACUAGACCCACGGUACACAGUUGUCACACCGGAGCUGCCCAUAGACUUUUCCUGAAGAUGACUGUAACUUAUUGACUGUGUCUCACCAUUUUCUCCUGAAGAGUUAAUUAUGUUCAACACAGAAGGGGCCCAAGCUGAACCUCAGUGUUACGUCAACGAGAGAUGCUUUUUCUUUCUUUUCAUACCAAUCAGAAAUACAGAAGCUUUUUAGAAAGGCGUUGCUUAAUAAUUAAGCUUCCUCUGUAGCCAGAAUCUCAUUCUGGAUCAUGUAGUGUUGACAUUAUGAUAUAUUGUUGAUUAAAUUAUGUCCACAAAGAAUAUUGAAUAAUCUAUGUAGAAAUAUAAUAAGAAGAGUAUACUUAAAAAUUACUUUAAAAGAUAUCUUUAGUUCAUUCCAAUAGAAUUCUUGGUCAAAACUAAGAAUAUUUCUUCACUUUAGGAUUUGCAAAGGAUCUCGGGUACAUGGAUUCAGCCCGUGAUCUUUACGCUUUUGAAUGGAUUUCUGUAGCUGUGGGGCGUUGGAGAUGGGGCAUUGCUGCUUUGCUGUGGAGCAAUGUGGAGAAAGUGGCCAUUCUUAUUUCAGGGAUACAAACGUGGGUUUCAUACCAUUUGAGCCAGUGUCAUGGUGGUACCCAUACUCUUUUGUUCAGCUCUCAGUCCUGUCUCUCUUCGAGACCAGAUGGGCUGGUUGGCAGCCUAGUGACCUUAUAUGAUAAUAGCAGGUUAGGAACAAAUGGAAACCGACAGGUGCUGCUGUAAAAAAUGUCUCAGUGUUCACAGGAGUGUUACACUUGAAUAUUGUCAAGCAGACAACCUAAAAGCCAAUCUUCACACCUCCUAUAGGCAGAUUGUGUUUAUUUUCACCACAGUGGCUGUGCUCUUUAUAGCUCAGUUUCAAUGUCAUUGGUGUUUUAGAAAGGGUUAAGAUCCUAUGGAACAAAAGAGCUUUGGGCCAGUUUGACAGUUGGUACCCCCUCUAAUGCCUCACCUAAAUGGGGCGUUUUAUGACGAAAAAUGUGAAAAUGCAGUGAUUGUUGGGAGUUCCUCUCUCACUAAUUGGCUUCCUGUUCAUUAACCAGUUCUGGCUGGAGUUAAGGGACACCAGAUGGUUGGUGCUGAUUAUAGAAGCAGUCCUGGACAGCUGACUGAGAUAUGAUCACUUGGCUUUUCUGGGGAAAGUUGUACUUUUCUAAGUUAAUAUAGAAGUCUAAAGUGGCUGUGAUGUCUACAGUUAAUGUAAUAUAUAGGAAUUAUCUUUAAAUAUAUAAUUUUGUUGCUAAAAAUGUUUCAGGCCAUUGUAAGUUAUGCAGUAGAACUUGUGUUAUGACAGGAAUUGUAACUCAAGACAUUAAAAAUACUUAACCUCCCUUAUUCAGUUGCAUCAGCACUUGUAUUUCUGUGUAACCCUACCCUUGGUUGUUAUAGAAAAUUGAGUCCCUACAAAGAGACAGACUCUAGUGCCAUCAUGUAACAGAACCACUUGAGUUUGCUCAGAAUUUUGCGUUACGAUUAGCGUUCUAGAGUGGACUUACCUGCUUGGUAACACAUUGAAGGGUCAUUUUGGGUUUGGACUUCCACACUGAUUAAUUAAUUAAUGCAGUUUUAGGUUUUUAUUCACUGGAAUCGGACUGAUGAUUAGUACUGUGUUUCCCUUUGAAAAUGAAGUAUUAAAGCACUGAGAACGCCUGGCUACCUGGACCUCAUUUUCUCCUCUCAGGUUUUAUGUCUGUUGUGUUUUUCUUGUCAGGUUAAAAAAUCUAUUUUACGCCAUAAGUCAUUCUUUUCAUUGCCAUCAAAAGACUGUGAUAAUGAUUAAUCCUAUCGGAAUGUGCUAAAAAUGUUUAGUAAAAUCUUGCUGGUCAAAAA
Messenger RNA from Mus musculus (house mouse), 6219 nucleotides. It is a transcript of the gene Tmem135, whose product is annotated as transmembrane protein 135. Gene Ontology annotation, cellular component: peroxisomal membrane; peroxisome; mitochondrial membrane. Gene Ontology annotation, biological process: peroxisome organization. The coding region runs from base 3449 to 4408 and encodes 319 amino acids. Lineage: Eukaryota; Metazoa; Chordata; Mammalia; Rodentia; Muridae. The record is from RefSeq and is a predicted model, not a curated record. The transcript is spliced from 12 exons.